Molecule: messenger RNA, 1932 nt
Organism: Xyrauchen texanus (razorback sucker)
Lineage: Eukaryota; Metazoa; Chordata; Actinopteri; Cypriniformes; Catostomidae
Product: erythropoietin-like
Exons: 5
Coding region: 171-722 (183 amino acids)
Biological process (GO): nucleate erythrocyte development
Cellular component (GO): extracellular region
Molecular function (GO): cytokine activity; erythropoietin receptor binding; hormone activity
Source: RefSeq, a predicted model, not a curated record
UCAUAUUGAUCUUAUGUGCUUCUCACUGAGAGUACUCAGAAGCAGCGCCCCGGGCUGGAUGCGUCUGUGUUCCAGUCUGUCGAUGUCUUUUGUACAAGUAGUUGAGCUGUCUUUGUACGAGAUUUGUCGUUUUUAAUCAUGUGUUUGAAAAAUGCCAAGUUGCUUUGCGAAUGUUUUACAGUUCAGGACUCUUUGCCUUAUUGCUGAUGGUGCUGGAGUGGACCCAUCCCGGCCUGUCCUCCCCAUUACGCCCCAUCUGCGACCUGCGUGUCCUCGACCAUUUCAUCAAGGAGGCUUGGGAUGCUGAGGCUGCCAUGAAAGCUUGUGAGGAUGACUGCAGCAUUGCAACAAACCUCACUGUUCCUCUGACCAGAGUUGAUUUUGAUGUGUGGGAAGCUAUGAAUGUAGAGCAGCAAGCUCAGGAGGUCCUGUCAGGCUUGCAGUUGCUGUACCAGGCCAUCAGCUCAUUACAGGCAUCUAAUCAGACUGAUGUGCUACAAUCCCACAUAGAUGGGAGUAUUAGAAACAUUGCAAGCAUCAGACAGGUUCUGCGAAGUCUCAGCAUACCGGAAUUUGUGCCUCCAUAUAGUGGUGAAGAAGAAAAGGAGACCCAGAAAGUAUAUUCAAUCUCAGAGCUGUUUCAGGUCCACAUCAACUUCCUGCGGGGAAAGGUGCGUCUUUUGCUCGCCAAUGCACCUGUCUGCCAUCAAGGUGUCAGCUGAUAGAAACUUAAUGGCAAGGGCCAAACUAAUUUGGGCUCCUCAAACCAAGAGGCAGGAGAUGGACUAUAACUGAGAUUAACUUUUGCGGAAGGAUAGAGUCACAGAGGAUAUGUUGCCAAAGUAAGAAGAACUGACCAGUAGCUGAAUACUUUGAAAGAUUACAUCAUAAAGGGAAAAGAAGAGAGACAAACGUCUGUACUAAUCACACACUACAUCUUCCAGAAUGCUAAGUGCCCCCUAUGGUAGAGAUAAGACUUUCUUCUCUCAGAGUGUUAAGCAUUUGCAAACCGACUUGCAUUAACUGGCAAAAUCAAUGAAAAGGAAUAUGAAAAUGCAAGAAAUCACUCCAAUUUCCCCAUAUGACUGAUGCUCAGCACAACUGGGAAUGUUUAUCCCAGACUAUUUUAAAGUGGUUUUUUUUUUUAUCACUUAUUACAUUAUUGUCAUUAUUUAUACAGAUUGUAUAUUUCUGAGAGUUGGAAUCACUGGCUUUUGCAGGUUCUUCUCUGAAGUUAUUCAGGAGAAGAGCUCUGUUCCUCCAUCUAUCAUGGCCUCAAGCACCUCCAAACGUUGAAUUGUUGAUAGAGAAUACUUUUUUUUUAAUAUUAUGCACUAUGUUUUAUUUUAAUAUCAGUGUGUGUGUGAGAGAGUGAAUGCACAUUUGUAUGUGUGUGUGUGCCUUUGAGAAUGCUGCAGGGAAUGUUUAAGGGUCAAGGGAAAAAGUUGUAAUGCUGAAUUGUUACGGGUCAGUUGGGGUGAAAAGGAGGAAGGACUAGAUUGCUGCUUGUGUUGGGAGAAUUGGAAGCUUUCGUGAGAGCUAAUGAGGCUCUGUGUUAAUUAUCGCUGCUCACGUCUGAAUUACGUUGAAGAACAUGGUCUUGUGUGGAUAACAACAUUUCCAGGAAAAAUAUUGAUUAGUGUGUGUAAUGAACAUCCUGCCUCACUUCCACUUCACUCACGAUGCUGCAUAAUUGCCUUUGUGAUAUGACCAUAAUGAUGACAUUUGUUUAUCUUUUUCUGCUCUUUUUGUUGUUGUGGUAAUUCUUGUAUGUAAUACUUGUUAGUGUUAUGGCUAAAUACACUGUUUUUUUACUUCUGUCAAUCAGUCACUGCCUGAAUUCAACAAAAUAUGCUUGUAGUUGUUUUUUCCUGUUAGUUUGUUGUUGUGUGGUUCUUUACCCACGUCAUUUGAUAUUUAGUAUUAUUCAUA